Drosophila sechellia is the source of this 821-nucleotide messenger RNA. RefSeq lists its product as uncharacterized. The coding region runs from base 132 to 620 and encodes 162 amino acids. The record is from RefSeq and is a predicted model, not a curated record. The transcript has 2 exons. NCBI's taxonomy places the organism in Eukaryota, Metazoa, Arthropoda, Insecta, Diptera, Drosophilidae.
UAGCCUUUUCAACAGCUGUAUUAAUGGAGGUCUAGUUGUUUAGCAAAAUACACGUUUUUUUUUAAUCUUAGCUAAAUUUUAAGUAAAUGUAAAAAGUAACCAAAUAGUUUUUCAAAUUCGUUUUUACCAAUAUGUCUGCAAAUUCAAAAUCACUUGAAAUCUCACCACAUAGUACUUUAACUUUCACAAAAACCAACAGAAAGCAAGAAAUUACCAUCAAAAAUGUUGGCGGAAAGACAGUGACCUACAAGGUGCAAAGUACAGUGCAUGGCAAGUUCAACAUAAAACCCCGCUGGGGCGUCCUGAGUCCCAAUGAGCACUCACAUGUCCUCAUAACCAUGUGCAAAGAUGUCGAGCUCUCGAGAAAGGGACGCGACAAGAUAGUGGUCGUUUGCAUGGUUUCACCCAUCAAUGCUGUGGACUUCGAGAUGACCGCCUCCUUCUGGCGCCACAAUAUCUGCUACGAUCCGGAUAUCGAGAAGCACCAACUCACCUGCCAUCAAAUGGAUGGGGCGGGAGAGGGCAAUGGCGACGGAGUCAACAAGGAUGCCGAGCCGGAGGAUCUAAGGCUAUUCCCAUCAUUUUGCAGUAUUCGCAUUCCGAGCAAGUACUGGCGAUAGUUUUCGACCGGAGGAGAAGGGGUGCGUCGAUUUCACCCUUCCGACCAGACUGGAGUGUCAAUUAUCCCGCCCGAGCAUUUUGCACUAAUGGCUGCAAUGACUAAGUAAUUGGUUAGCAGCCCUACCUUGUCUUUCCGUGCGCCUCUAUGGGCUCUAACAUUGUUGAUGAUGAGCCUUCAUUAAAAACUAAGAGCGUGUCUA